Molecule: messenger RNA, 573 nt
Organism: Thlaspi arvense
Lineage: Eukaryota; Viridiplantae; Streptophyta; Magnoliopsida; Brassicales; Brassicaceae
Source: the annotation of a GenBank genome assembly
AUGGAGGAAGAGGGAGUGGAAUCGAGGAGAAGUAGGAAGGAGCAAGAAAGGGAGAGGCGUCGUCUAAGAGACAGAGAAAGAAGACAAUCUAUGAGCCAAGAGGAGAGGGAGAGGCAUUUGGCUCGGCGCCGCAAAAACUACCAGCUUCGAAGGCAGAGAGCUGAGAUUGGCCGUAUCGGCUCACAGGUCCAAGCUAUAACCGGAGGGAACCAAGAAGCACCACCGACCUCACCUCCUGAUUCCGGAACCAGCAGUACUCUCCCGUUCGUUGAGUCUGAUCAGAGUGUGGGAAUACAAGUGGAGGAUAUGGCUAAACUGAUGGGGACAAUACGGCUUAGCCGAAUGAAACAUCUUGCGAGGACAUUGAGAAAGUCUAGUGCUACUACUGGUGCAGAGGCAAGCAACAAAGGAGAAACAGACGCAAAGACAAGACGUGCAAUGUUGAGUGGGCUACGUCUUAGUCGAGUGAAACGACUGGUGAGAUCAAAGGGCAAGCAGGAGGUGUUGUUGUUGUCACAACAAUGUCAAUCACAAGGACUUCAAUAUGUUGAACGAGAGCCUCAUAUCAAUUAG